AUGGAUGAAAAUGGAGAUUUUAAAGCUUUCAUUGCAAAAAUAGUGAAAGAACCUGAUAUGUUCACUGAAUGGAUGAAAUCUAUUGGUGAAACUGUAAAGAAUGUAGAAGAAAAGUCUGUCUCAUCUGAUGAAAGCUCACAGAGUGCAGAUGAAAGCUUACAAAGCUCAGAUGAUAGUUCAGAAAAAGAAGUUGUCUUUGAUCAAACACCUUCUGAUUCUAGUUCAUCGGAUGAUAAUUCUGAAAAAUCAAUAGAAUUUGAUCAUACGAAAUCGGAGGAUUGGUUUCUCAACGCGUUGAACGGAACGACGUCUGGAUUUUCCGAUACGUCGUCGGUGAAUUGUUUGUUAGGUUUAGAUGAAGACUUUUCGGUGCCGGAGAAGAAAGAUGUGCUGCAUAAAGGUGUGAUAGGUAAGAAUCCGAAAGGUAAUACUUCUGCUCAGGAUAUUCAUUCGGUACCGGAUUUGGAACGAACUUCUUCGUUUGGAUCGGCUUCUUCGUCUCCGUCGCUGGCUAGUUUACCGCCGAUUAGAGUGCAUGUUGAUGAUAGUCAGAAGGUUGGAGGAAUUGAGGAGCAAUUUGCUCAGAUGAGUGUGCAGCAACAGCACCAGAAGGUUCAGGAGGUUGGGGAUUAUGUUGCUGUUCCUGCUCCGGUGGUUGUUGUUAGCGGUGUGCCUGCUAGUAAUGCGCGGGCGGCGGCCGAGUAUUUGAACCAGCAGCAGAAGCAAUCUGCUGGUUUUGAUUUGGCUUCCACGGAUUCGGUUUCGAGUGAUGGUAGACAAAAACCGGUUAUGAUUUAUCAGGACCAAUUGUUAAAUAUCCAAUCUUCGAACAACAAUCGUGCUUCUGAUCUGAGUAAUAAUGUUUCUGAUCAGAACGUUAGAAUUCAGAUGCAACAACAACAGAUUCCAGAUUCUGCUUACGUAAUGUCGAUGUCGAAUCCCCAAGAGAAUACCCCAUACACGUUCUCAGGGACCACUGAAGCUGCCCAUUGA
Molecule: messenger RNA, 993 nt
Organism: Helianthus annuus (common sunflower)
Lineage: Eukaryota; Viridiplantae; Streptophyta; Magnoliopsida; Asterales; Asteraceae
Exons: 4
Coding region: 1-993 (330 amino acids)
Source: RefSeq, a predicted model, not a curated record